AGAGGUGAAGGUGUGAGCAUCCACUCUGCUCUGAGGAAGGUUCUGUUUGCACUGAAGAAGAUGGAGAGAUGUCUGUUCUGCCUCUCUCUCUCCUCCCUGCUCCUGCUCUCCACAGCCAGUAUUGUGGAUGUGAGGCUGGCGAAUGGUAGCAGCCGCUGUUCUGGGAUAGUGGAGGUUUACCAUCGAGGAGAGUGGGGGACAGUGUUGCGUGAGGGCAGAAUCUGGUCUAUGAGAGAAGCUGGAGUGUUGUGUAGAGAGCUAGCCUGCGGAGAUGCUGUAGAUGCACCAGAACUUGAACAUACUGGACCAGGGUCUGAAAAAAUAUGGAUGGGUAUGGUGUCCUGCCAGGGAUCAGAAUCCACACUGAAAGAGUGCAUUUUAGUAGCAUGGGGUGAACGUUACGUUCUCUACACAAGGGUUGCCGGAGUGGUCUGCUCAGGCAAUGUCAGGCUGGUGGGUGGGGCAGACCUGUGCUCUGGGAGAGUAGAGGUGCAUCAUGGGAGCUCCUGGGGCACAGUGUGUGAUGCUGACUUUGACCAGCAGGACGCAGAGGUUGUGUGCAGAGAACUGGGCUGUGGAGCUCUUAAAGAGCUGCGGGGGGCAGCUGCAUUUGGCCAGGGGGAGGGCCAGGUGUGGGCAAAGGAGAUUCAGUGUACAGGCAAUGAAUCUCAGAUUUACUUCUGUCCCUCAGCACCCUCACAAAAUCAGUCCUGCUCCCAUCGAAACAAUGUGGGGCUGGUGUGUUCUGGGUACACUGAGUCCAGGCUGGCUGACGGCCCUGACAGCUGUUCUGGUCGAGUGGAGCUGCAGGACCUGGAUAACUGGGGGACAGUGUGUGAUGCAUGCUGGGACAGGAGAGCCUCCAAUGUCCUCUGUCAGCAGAUGAAGUGUGGGACUGCAGUGGCAGUGCCAGGACAGUCCUGGUUUGGAGCGGGGAGUGGGCAAAUCAGGGCUGAUGUGUUUGAUUGCCAUGGGAACGAGACACGCCUCUCGCAGUGUGCCAUUUCCUCUUGGAGCCGAGCUAUGUUCUCACAUGAACAGGAUGCUGGAGUCAUCUGCUCUGGCUCUGCCCUCUCAGCUCUGGACGGGACGGUGCGGCUGGCUGGAGAGAGUGCGUGUGAGGGCCAGGUGGAUGUGUACUACCAGCAGACCUGGAUCAGAGUGGGGGGGUCCUGGAGCUUCAGCGAGGCCUCGGUGGCCUGCAGGCAGCUGGGCUGUGGCUCUGCAGUGCAGGUCUACAGUUCCUCUCCGUCUGGGACGGGGGACAGUGGGGAGUGCCUGAUGGGGUUUCAGUGCUCCGGGAGAGAGGCUCACCUGGGGAACUGCAGCGCUCCACACAAACUCUCCUGCAGCUCCAAGGAACAGGUGUCCAUCGUCUGUUCCAAUCACAGGUCUCUCAGGCUGGUGGGGGGAGGGGGGGAAUGUGCGGGACGUUUGGAGGUGUUCCACAACGGCUCCUGGGGGACGGUUUGUGAUGACUCCUGGGACCUGGAGGAUGCUCAGGUGGUGUGCAGGCAGCUCCAGUGUGGGACAGCCCUCAGUGCCCCGCUACCCUCCUUCUUUGGGCCAGGAAAUGGACCCAUCUGGCUGGAUGAGGUGGGCUGCAUGGGAAAUGAGACGUCCCUGUGGGACUGUCCCACAUCUGGAUGGGGACAUACUGACUGUGGACACAAUAAUGAUGUGGGGGUCGUGUGUUCAGAAUUCAAGGAGAUAAGGCUGACCAAAGGCUGUUCUGGGAAUUUGGAAGUUUUCUACAAUGGCACCUGGGGCAACGUGUGCUUCAAUCGAAUGACUACAGACACAGCCACUCUCAUAUGUCAGGAGCUAAACUGUGGGAAGAGUGGAUUGCUUUCCCGUACAAGGCCAAGGCUGGAAUCAGUUCCAAACUGGCUGGAUCAUUUAAAAUGUCGCCCACAUGACUCCACUCUGUGGCAGUGCCCAUCAAGCCCUUGGGGUCAGAAUAGCUGCAGGAAAAAUGACGUGGCUUUGCUCACCUGCACAGGGGAAGAGCACAACGAAGUUCCAAGAAGCAAAUUGUCAUGCUCCUCUGCUACACAUCAGAGAGCUUGCACAAAUCACUGGCCCCUCCGGCUGAUGGGGGGUAAAGGCGAGUGCUCUGGGAGGCUGGAGGUGUUCCACGGGGGGUCCUGGUGGAUGGUGUGUGGAGACUCCUGGGAUAUGAUGGACGUCCAGGUGGUGUGCAGACAGCUGGGCUGUGGGUCAGCAAAGGAGGCCCAUGGUAAUGCUAUUUUUGGGCUGGGGAAUAGUUCCCUCUGGCUGACUGAAGUGAACUGCAGGGGCAGUGAGCUGCACCUGUGGGACUGCCCACACUCUGUGCACCAGCACAGCCGAUGCCCACCCCAGAACCAGGCUGGGGUCACCUGCACAGGUCAUUCAUCUGACUCCAGUUCCACUGCAGUGACCAAACAGCCAGAGCUCCCAUUAGAGGCUCCACCCAGCUGGUCUAUCCUAGAAGUGGCCUUCCUGGUGGUGGGGGUGCUGUUACUCUUGCUGCUGGUGGUGCUGCGUGUUCUGCUGCUCCGGAACAGAGCACUGAGGAAAGCCCUGUCUCAACGGGACCACGCCCCUCUGCACGAAGCCAUCUACGAGGAGCUUGAGUGCAAACUGGCUGAAGGGGAAACCACCAGCGCCCCCUGGCGGGGGAGUCGCCUAUCUGAGGAUCCGCCCUCUGGGUAUGAAGACGUGGAGGAAGGUGAGGGACUCUCCCUCUCAGGGGACCUGGUGACGGAGGACACACCAGAGAACUAUGAUGAUGUCAUCACUGCAGAUAAGCAUCCCGACAGUGUGACAGGGGAGCUGGUGGACGGAGAUGCACCAGAGUGCUAUGAUGAUGUCAUCACCAUGCAGCCAGGCCCAGAUGCUUUUCCAGGGGAGAGCGUUCUGGCCCCCGAAAGCCCUCCAGCUCCCAGUGGGAUGGACUAUGAUGAUGUGGGGGAGGAGCCUCCUGAAUGAGGAGGAGCAUCUUGAGAUUGGCACUUCUAACUGAGGAAGAGUCUGCUCACUCAAGUUUGGAUAGCAGAGCGUACAAGGAAACAUUUAUCCUACACAGUGUCACAAGAAAAAUAUUUUAAUGUGAUAAAACCACAUCCUAGUAGAUCAGCCAUUCAUCAAUUAGUAAUUCACCUGGAAUUAUUGACAGUAGGAUCCUUAGCUCGUUCAUAAAUUAGACCAUUGUAAGUGCUGGUACUUGUAUAAAUUGGCUAUAACAGCUUUCAUUCAUUGACACAAUGAAUAAAUUAUUGCAGU
Messenger RNA from Anguilla anguilla (European eel), 3267 nucleotides. RefSeq names its product scavenger receptor cysteine-rich type 1 protein M130-like. The coding region runs from base 61 to 2973 and encodes 970 amino acids. Gene Ontology annotation, cellular component: membrane. The transcript has 16 exons. The record is from RefSeq and is a predicted model, not a curated record. NCBI's taxonomy places the organism in Eukaryota, Metazoa, Chordata, Actinopteri, Anguilliformes, Anguillidae.